UCAGCUCUCCUUCUGCUUUGCCCCUCGAGCAUCGAGGCGUGCGCCCGUGCGUUUCAGUUCUGCCAGCGAUGGCGAGCGGCACUGAUCCCCAUUUUCUGCGGCUUGCGAUUCGACUCGCGGCUGUGCGGUCGGCUCCAUUGGCGAGGGCGCUUCCUGGAAACGAAAAGAGAUGGCUACAUCGUGGUCGGCACCUGGCUCAGGACACGGAGAUCGUGGGCAUCUCGAGGAAGGACAGGUUGAUGACGAAGCUUCUACUCCAGCGCGAAGCCAAUUUCAGCGGCUCGGCGCGGGACCAGAACGUGGUGGUGAGGCUCAAAGUCGGAUCACAGAUGCAGAUGGCGCUGGCAGCGAGCACGGCGCACUAUCAGAAGGUCGGGAAGGAGGCGAGGGACACGGUCGCGGCCGCCGACUACGGCGGCCACCCGUUGGGCAAGAAACCAGACGCCUACCUCCGCAUGCUGCUCUUCAGGCUGAGCGAGUCGGUGGAGGCGAGGUACGACGAGGUCAAGGCCGCGGUAGCUCAAGGACCCCACCCCCAAGAGUCCGCAUCGGCGUUGACUACACUGGUAGAGUUCGGGAAGAGCCUCAAGGAUCCAGAGGUGCGCCUCAAGGCCACCAGAUGCUUCGACGUGAGAGUCACGACGACGAUCGACGGAGAGGAGGUGGAAGAGGCCAAGUGGAUAUUCGCAGCUGUGGCGCACCCCGCUGUGAUGGCGGCCAUGUAUGCGCUCAAGACCAACGGCGGCCUGAAGUCGGUGAGUUUGAUCCUAGAGGACGACGAGGCUCCGAGGUCCAAGGCAGCCAAGGAGCUCGAGAAGCUUGUGUUCAGGGGAGGCGGGAACGGAUCCCAAGGCAAGCAGAAGCGGGCGAAUACGAAGUGAUUCCAUCGGCAGACAUGCGCCCACGCCGUUCCCAGCCUCCCAACGUAGACCUCCGAAGUUUUUUCAGACUUCGAGGGUCUGGCUCUGGUGGAAGCUAGUUCAGUUGUUUUGAUGAGGGCCCGCCUCGAUACUAGAGGGUAUCUCGGCGGUCGCUCUCGUCGUGCCAUCCCCUCAGGGGAGGCGGUGCUCGAGCGUGGGACCGUAGGGUUCUGCGAUUGUGCCCGUUCCUCAGGCCCUCUAUCUCGCGAUCAGUGUGGUUGCGGUUGCGCCGUUGUUACAGUAGGUCUUUUAACUGGGCCCACCGCUAAACAUACGAUUGAAAGUUCG
This is a messenger RNA of Prorocentrum cordatum, 1208 nucleotides long. The record is from the annotation of a GenBank genome assembly. NCBI's taxonomy places the organism in Eukaryota, Dinophyceae, Prorocentrales, Prorocentraceae.